AUGUCUAUUUCUGAAACAAAAGAUGAAAUAUCACUUCAAAAGAAGAGGAAAUUAUCAUCUAUAAAUAUGGAUGAUUCUUUAAAUUCUCAAGAUGUUGAUCAAAUAUUAGAGAAUUUAGAUGAAUUGAAUGAAAUCAAUGAUAUUGAAUCAAUACAAAAAAAAUUACAAGGUGAUUAUAAAAAUUUAGCAAAAGAAUUUGGAAAUUCAAGAUUAUCAAGAGUGGAAACUUUUUUGAAUAAUAUAGAAAAAUUACAACUUCAAUUGAAAAAACAAAAUGAUGAUUAUGAAGAAUUCGUCUUGAAUAAUUUACCUUUAUUAGAUCAAGAAACAAGCUCAGAAUCUAUAAGUACAGCUGAAUCAAAAUUAAAUAAACGCAGGAAAAAUGCUUCACAAUCUGAAUUAAUUAAAAGAGCUACAUCUCCACCACCUGGAACUCCAAUAUCACCUCCAUUAGAAAAUAUACCCAUAUUUACUGAAUCUUUUGAAAAAAUAUUGGAUCCUUAUAGAUCUAAAUUAAAAAUUUUAAAAUCAAAAUAUGAUUAUGAAUCUGAUUUAAUUGAAAAUUCAACAAGAUCAAACGUUGAAUUAGUUUGGAGACAAAGUAUAAAAGAUCGUAUGGAUUUGAAAAAAUCAAUAAGAUCAUCAACAGCUCAAGACCUGAUUCGCCUAGAAAAUGAUUAUUAUAAUGAUGAUAAAUUAUCUAAAUUAAGUCAUUUAGAUAAAAGAUUUAAAAUUUCAACUAAAAAAGUUGGUGAAAGGAAAAAUUCAAGAUAUGCAUCAAAUGAACAAAUUAAAAAAGUUGAUCAAAGAGUUAGAAAAUUUAAUACAUUUUUCAGUACUGAUAAAAAACCAAUUUUUGAAGCUUUUGAAAAUGAAAUUGAAUAUGAUUUAGAUUUAAUUAAAAAUAAAAUUCAAAUCCCAAUAAAGUUAGAAAAAAUUGAAGCUAAUUAUUUAUAUCAAGAACAACCUUUGAAGAAAGAAUCUAUUGGUCCAACUACAAUGACUGAUUUAGUUAAUAAUGAAAUUGAAGAAAGAGGUAUAUCUGGUAUAAAUUUCCAAUUUCCAAAUGGUCAACAACAACAUCAACAACAUCAAGUUCCACAAGAUUCUCGAUCUCAAAAUAAUACACCUAAUACUGGAUUCACUCAUAUCCAACCAAAAGGUGAAUUACCAAUGCGUCAUCAAGCUAAUCAAACCAUUUAUGUUGGUUAUCCAAAUUUACCCCCACAACAACAACAAUCAUCAUCAUCAUCACCAGGUCUUCAAUCUCAACAACAACCACAACAACAACAACAACAACAAUCUCAAUCCCAAAUACAAACACCUCAAUCACAACAACAAUAUAUUCCUCAACAACAACAGCAACAACCACAACAAGGAUUAUAUCAACAUCCAUCGCAUCAAGGCUAUAUACAACAACAAACACAGCAGCAGCAGCAGCAGCAAGCAGCUUAUGGUCAACCUCAACAACCUCAACAACCAUCACCUUAUUUGCAACAAACUCAAUAUCAAUAUCAACAAACUUUACCAUCAGGUUAUUAUAAUCCACAACAAGUACCACAGACUACUUAUUAUGCUAGUAAUGUACCACAAUAUGGUCAAUAUCCUGUUUAUACAACAACUGCAUCAUAUCCACAAGUUCAACAACAACCACAAUGA
Molecule: messenger RNA, 1659 nt
Organism: Hansenula ciferrii
Lineage: Eukaryota; Fungi; Ascomycota; Saccharomycetes; Phaffomycetales; Wickerhamomycetaceae
Exons: 1
Coding region: 1-1659 (552 amino acids)
Biological process (GO): protein transport to vacuole involved in ubiquitin-dependent protein catabolic process via the multivesicular body sorting pathway
Cellular component (GO): endosome
Source: RefSeq, a predicted model, not a curated record